AUGACCGGAAGCCCAUCACCGUCUUCCUCGACGCCUAGAGAUCCAGCGGUUGCGUCGCGUGUGGGCAAACGAACAAUUGAACAAGUGCACGAUGGUCUUCGCACCAGCAGCUUGGAGGAUCUCGUGGCCAGGAAGGACGAUCAUGUCUCUCUUGCAACCAUUCGCGACGUAUUAAUGGAUCAUUUGCUUGGCAGUGUGCCCACAAAUAUCAAGCAUACAGUGCUGUUUGUGUGCGAGAAAGUGCCAGAUUUGCGGCCGCAAGAGGUGACGCCCCAAGCCGUAUCAUCAAAAGUAAAAGAAGAUGCUGUGCUAGCGAGCGUUGAUUUGAUGGAAGGUCUAGAAGGAGACUACCAAUGUCGCUGUCGACUAUCUGAAGGCGACAGUAUUCCACGAUGCGAUGUUACAUUACUUAGGUCUCCUGUGUCAAAACAUGACAUUGAGAAAGAGAAGCAUGCGGCCAAGAAGGCUGUCAAGAAGAAAAUCAAGAAAUUCAAAAAGAGCUCGGGUGUACUUACCGAGAGCGCCAAGCCGAGUGCGGAGUUUUACGUGCUGUCACCAGAUGAGCUGAAAGUGCAUUUGCCGUCGGUCCCGUUUGAAGACGCUAGCGCUGCGGCUGAAUUUGUUUCGACUAAGGCGCUGCUGGAUGACGACAUGCGGUCGGCUGAACAACUCUUUCUUGCUCUUGACUGCGAAAUGUGCCGUACGACAAAAGGCGUCGAGCUCACGCGCGUCACGCUGGUAGACGCAUGCGAAAAGGUUUUGCUGGAUGAGUACGUGCGACCUAAGAAUCCCAUUGUUGACUACUGCACGCAGUACUCUGGCAUCACUCGCGAAAUUAUGGAGGCUACAGACAUCCGACUUGAAGAUGUUCAGGAGAAGUUUUUGGCGCUUGUUCCUGCAGAGGCCAUCUUAGUGGGCCACUCGAUUGAGAAUGACUUGCUGGCGCUGAGGGUGCUGCACCGACGUGUUAUCGACACCGCGUGCAUGUAUCCGCACCCGAAAGGACCCCCGUUCCGUUCCGCAUUGCGGUUUUUAACGAGUCGAUUUCUCAGUCGUGCUAUUCAGACAAACACAGACGGUCAUUGUAGUGUGGAGGACGCAGUAGCCACGCUGCAGCUAGCACAGCUCAAGAUCAAGCGCGGACCGACGUUUCCUUGUAUCGAGUACGAAUACAAACAAAAGAAGGUGGUAGUGGAGAUGGCCCAGGCUAAAAAGUCGGUACUCAUUGUGGACUCGCAGCGGUCUUGUAGAUCGCUAAGUGGCGGUGUGGCCUGCAUGAUACCACGUGAAGAUCCCCGUGACGUUGUGCAAACCGUUGUACAUCAACUGACAACGGGGUUUCCUCCGCAUCUUACGUGGGCACGCGUUCGAGGAGCCAAGCGCUCGGAGGUCUUGGCGUACGUAGUGCAGAUCAAGGCUAAUUUGCCUAAGCACUCGUGCCUUGUAACGGUGUUAAGCGGAGAUACCAGCGACCUUCGCGCGCUUCACAAAUGUCGAACAGCCCGGAUUGAUCCUAGAAGCUCGCUAAUGUGGGAUAAGGAGCAGCAAGAUCGUUUAGACACGACGGCGUUGGCAACACAGACAGGACUUGUACAUAUUUACGUGCAGUAA
Molecule: messenger RNA, 1611 nt
Organism: Peronospora matthiolae
Lineage: Eukaryota; Oomycota; Peronosporomycetes; Peronosporales; Peronosporaceae
Source: the annotation of a GenBank genome assembly